AUGUGGAGCUUCUCCCUUUGUCUCGUAACCAUGUCCACCAACGAGAAUGCUAAUUCGCCAGCUGCCCGCCUUAACAGAUUCAAGAACAAGGGGAAAGACAGUACAGAAACGAGGCGGCGCCGAAUAGAAGUUAAGGUGGAGCUGAGGAAAGCUGAGAAGGAUGACCAGAUGCUGAAAAGGAGAAAUGUGAGCUCCUUUCCCGAUGAUGCUACGUCUCCGCUGCAGGAAAACCGCAACAACCAGGGCACUGUAAAUUGGUCUGUUGAGGACAUUGUCAAAGCCAUAAAUAGCAACAAUUUGGAAAGCCAGCUCCAAGCUACUCAGGCUGCAAGGAAACUGCUUUCUAGGGGAAAACAGCCACCCAGAGACAACAUAAUCCGGGCUGGUUUGAUCCCAAAAUUUGUGUCCUUCUCGGGCAGAACUGAUUGUAGUCCCAUCCAGUUUGAAUCUGUUUGGGCCCUCGCUAACAUUGCUUCCGGAACUUCGGAACAGACCAAGGCUGUAGUAGAUGGAGGUGCUAUUCCAGCAUUCAUUUCUCUGUUGGCAUCUCCCCACGCUCACAUCAGUGAACAAGCCGUAUGGGCUCUAGGAAAUAUUGCAGGUUCAGCUUUCCGAGACUUGGUUAUCAAGUAUGGUGCAGUUGACCCACUGUUGACUCUUCUUGCAGUUCCUGAUAUGUCGUCUUUAGCAUGUGGUUACUUACGUAAUCUGACCUGGACACUUUCAAACCUUUGUCGCAACAAGAAUCCUGUACCCCCAUAA
Myotis daubentonii (Daubenton's bat) is the source of this 762-nucleotide messenger RNA. Its product is annotated as importin subunit alpha-1-like. The coding region runs from base 1 to 762 and encodes 253 amino acids. The record is from RefSeq and is a predicted model, not a curated record. The transcript has a single exon. Lineage: Eukaryota; Metazoa; Chordata; Mammalia; Chiroptera; Vespertilionidae.